AUGCAAUCGCAACGGAUGAUGAAGAAGAACUGCUGCCUGGGGAUUCAUAGCGAGAAGCACCAGACCAUGUGCCAAUCGAAAUGUUCCUCCAGUUCCUCGCCACACACCGCCGGCACCCUCACCCUAGUCCUGCUCCAAAUGAUCCGGAACGACUCCCUCGUAACGGCAGACGUGGCCUGGGUCUCGAUCGUGACCAACCCAACCACCAAAUCUCCUCCCUCCCAGCAGCAACACCAAUGCCUCGUCACGUGGGAGGUUUCCGGUGGUGGCCUGAUGGGCAACCUCCUGACCGAAUCCUCCAGCGUGCAGCUGUCCCUGUGGCCGGAAACCAACUACCGCGUGCAGGUCACCUGUCGGAACAAGAACACCGACUCCCUCAUCCGGUCGGCCCCCAUCAUCCUAAACACUUCGGGUGCCACAGUCGUAACAACAACAACACCGUCCAGUUCGUCACCAGAACCAUCAACUCCACAACUUGAACCUGGCCCCGCAUCCAGCAAUCCGACUCAGACAACAAUGUGGCCAAUAACGCGCCAAAGCCAGCAGGACAUCAUUCUACUGGGGGUGUUUGUGGCCGCGCUGACCUUCCUGCUGAUCCUGCUCACGGUGGUCAUCUUUGUCAAGCGGAAACGACUCACCGGAGCUGGCGUUGAGACGGACAAGGAAGUUCUCGUGGAAGGAGACAGCAGCGGGGACGAGGGCACGAUGGUGGAGAUUUUGCACGUUUAA
Messenger RNA from Culex quinquefasciatus (southern house mosquito), 729 nucleotides. Its product is annotated as transmembrane protein fend. The coding region runs from base 1 to 729 and encodes 242 amino acids. The transcript has 3 exons. NCBI's taxonomy places the organism in Eukaryota, Metazoa, Arthropoda, Insecta, Diptera, Culicidae. The record is from RefSeq and is a predicted model, not a curated record.